AUGGUAUCGCCGGUGGAUCGUACAAGCAGGGAUGAGGCUGUAAUGAAAGCUUUUGGCAAAGGGGAGCAUGAAACUUCACAUUCCCAAGAUGCAUGGCCAGAUUGGGAUAUUGGUACAAAUCAGGACGAGUAUGCAGAGCAGAGGCAAAUCCCAGAGGGUUGUUAUAAUCCGAGGGCUCCAAAGUUUUGGAGAAGAGAGGAUGGCUACAUUUGUCAAGUUGAGAAAAGUACAGGUUCUCCCUCUUUAGUAAAUCCUUUACUUAAUGAAGAACAAUUGGGAGGUGAAGAGCAAGAAUAUCAUAUCCAAGAACCUGAAGAAUCUAUGAUGAACUCCUCUGUAAGACGCAAAUCUGUCCGCAAGUUUAAUGGGAAGAAAUUUACUAUGCAAGUGAUAAGGAAGAAUGUGGAGGAUUUGAGUGAGGUUAGGGUGGAAUGA
This is a messenger RNA of Ilex paraguariensis (yerba mate), 435 nucleotides long. NCBI's taxonomy places the organism in Eukaryota, Viridiplantae, Streptophyta, Magnoliopsida, Aquifoliales, Aquifoliaceae. The record is from the annotation of a GenBank genome assembly.